AUGGCCAAGCUCAGCAUAAAAAACGUCGAUGUUAAGGGCAAGCGGGUGCUCAUUCGCGUGGACUUCAAUGUGCCUUUUGCGCGGGAUGGCUCAAUUUCGAAUACGCAGCGCAUUGAUGCAGCGCUUCCAACCAUUCAAUACGUGCUAGAUCACGGCGCGAAAGCUGUCGUGCUGAUGUCCCACUUGGGCCGCCCUGACGGAACGCCCAAUGUUAAGGACUCGCUUGCACCUGUUGCUGUUGUUGUCGAGAAAAAACUUGGUCGUAAGGUCAUAUUUUUGAAGGACAGCGUCGGACCCGAGGUUGAGGCCGCUUGUGCAAAUCCUGCAGAGGGAAGCGUCAUUUUGCUUGAAAAUCUUCGCUUUCAUGUCGAAGAAGAGGGAAAGGGUAAGGAUAGUGAGGGGAAUAAGGUGAAAGCGUCUUCUGAAGCUGUGGCUGCCUUCCGCGCCUCGCUAAGCAAGCUCGGAAAUGUUUACGUUAACGAUGCCUUUGGUACGGCGCACCGCGCUCAUAGCUCAAUGGUUGGUGUGAAUCUUCCGAUCAAGGCCGCUGGCUUUUUACUUGACAAAGAGCUUGUGUAUUUUGCCAAAGCACUGGAUGCCCCACAGCAUCCAUUUGUAUCAAUUCUGGGCGGUGCCAAAGUGGCUGAUAAAAUUCAACUCAUCAUGAAUAUGCUUGACAAAGUAGAUGAGAUGGUUAUUGGCGGUGGCAUGGCCUUCACCUUCAAAAAAGUAAUUAAUAAUAUGGAUAUUGGAAGCUCCCUUUAUGAUGCUGACGGUGCCAAGAUUGUGAUGGAAAUCAUGGAAAAGGCCAAAGCAAAGGGUGUGACUCUGCACUUGCCCGUGGAUUUCGCUAUCGGCGACAAAUUUGCUGCAGACGCUGCUAAGAGAAUUUGUUUGGAAGAAGAGGGCAUUCCAGCUGGUUGGAUGGGCUUGGACAUCGGUCCUAAGUCGCAAGAGGCGUUUAAGGCAGCUGUAGCGAAAGCCAAGACGGUCGUUUGGAAUGGUCCGAUGGGUGUUUUCGAAUUUGACAACUUCGCUGACGGUACGAAGGCGGUUAUGGAUGCUGUGGUUAGUGCCACUGAGUCGGGUGCAACUACGAUCAUUGGUGGUGGUGAUACGGCCACAUGUUGCGUUAAAUUCAAAACGGAGGACAAGGUCUCCCAUGUGAGCACAGGUGGCGGUGCUAGCCUGGAGCUACUGGAGGGUAAGAUUUUACCUGGGGUAGAAGCGUUGUCGUCAGCGUGA
Molecule: messenger RNA, 1245 nt
Organism: Plasmopara halstedii
Lineage: Eukaryota; Oomycota; Peronosporomycetes; Peronosporales; Peronosporaceae
Product: phosphoglycerate kinase 1
Exons: 1
Coding region: 1-1245 (414 amino acids)
Biological process (GO): gluconeogenesis; glycolytic process
Cellular component (GO): cytosol
Molecular function (GO): ATP binding; ADP binding; phosphoglycerate kinase activity
Source: RefSeq, a predicted model, not a curated record